This is a messenger RNA of Fraxinus pennsylvanica, 1257 nucleotides long. NCBI's taxonomy places the organism in Eukaryota, Viridiplantae, Streptophyta, Magnoliopsida, Lamiales, Oleaceae. The record is from the annotation of a GenBank genome assembly.
AUGGCAGAUACAGGAAUUGAUCACAAUGGUUUCAAUGUCUCGAGCAAGAAAAGAUCAGGAUCCGAUGAUCAAUGGGAUCGAGAAGAUUUCAUCGCAGCCAAGAAGGCGAUGAAACCAAUGAUACGGGAGGACCCAGCGGCGGCGCUAUCCAAUGCCCGCCACGAAUUCGGAGAGCACGGCGGUGUCAACAUGUCAAUUGAGGCUUCCGCCACCUUCACCGUCAUGGAGCCGGAGACCAUGCGCCGUAUGUUCUCUGGCGAGCUUGGCCCCGAUCGCGAUUUUUUUAUUUACAGCCGCCAUUUUAAUCCUACCGUUCUGAAUCUCGGCCGUCUCAUGGCUUCCCUCGAGGGCACCGAGGCGGCGUACUGCACCGCAUCCGGCAUGUCUGCCAUCUCCUCCGUUCUCCUCCAACUCUGCAGCUCCGGCGGACACGUGGUCGCCUCUAAUACACUGGAUCACGAAAUGGUUAGGGAAGCUAUCACAGAAGGCAAAACUAAGGUGUUGUACUUCGAAUCCAUGUCGAAUCCAACUCUGACAGUGGCUAACGUGCCGGAGCUAUGCAGGAUAGCGCACGACAAGGGGGUUUUGGUGGUGGUGGACAACACUUUUGCACCGACGGUGCUGUCGCCGGCUAGGUUGGGUGCUGACGUGGUGGUUCACAGCAUUUCCAAGUAUAUUAGCGGUGGGGCAGACAUAAUUGCAGGUGCUAUAUGUGGGCCGGCCAGCCUGGUGAAUGCCAUGAUGGAUCUUCAUCAAGGAGCUCUUAUGCUAUUGGGCCCAACUAUGAAUCCAAAAGUUGCUUUUGAACUUUCGGAAAGGAUUCCUCACUUGAGCUUGAGAAUGAAAGAGCACUGCAAUCGGGCCCUGGUGUAUGCCACAAGAAUGAAGAAACUGGGCCUAAAAGUUAUAUAUCCAGGCCUAGAAGACCAUCCAGAUCAUUUCAUUCUCAAGUCUUUGGCAAAUAAAGACUAUGGCUAUGGGGGAAUUCUGUGCGUGGAUAUGGAAACUGAGGAAAGAGCUAACCGGUUGAUGAAUUUGUUACAAAAUUGCACUCAAUUUGGGUUUAUGGCUGUUAGCUUGGGGUACUACGAGACCUUAAUGUCUUGCUCCGGGAGUAGCACGAGCAGUGAAUUGAAUGCUGAAGAGAAGGCAUUGGCAGGCAUUUCUCCUGGGUUAGUGAGGAUGUCAAUUGGGUAUAGUGGCACCUUGGAGCAGAAAUGGAGCCAGCUCGAGAAGGCACUUUCCCGACUCAAAUGA